AUGCGCCGAUGCCGUUGCAGCCGCCCUUGCAGAAAUGGAGGAGGAGCACGCCGAAAUCGCAGGCCAGGGUGCAGGCCACGAACAUGGCCUGGCAGGACGCAAGCACCGCCGGGAAGGGUACCCCCCACGGCAGCCCCACGCCGAGCCAGAAGCGGUAGCCGUAGACGACGAGGGAGGAGAGGGUGGUGGAGAGGAUGGUCAUCACCUGCACGGACUGGGAGAACUCGAGGAAGAGGAAGGAGGUGCAGACGGGGAUGGAGUAGUUGGAGAGGAGCCGCGCGAGGGAGAGGGAGCCACCGCCGCUGCCGUCGUCGCCGUCGUCUCCGCGGUGGCGGGCGAUGA
Molecule: messenger RNA, 342 nt
Organism: Spirodela intermedia
Lineage: Eukaryota; Viridiplantae; Streptophyta; Magnoliopsida; Alismatales; Araceae
Source: the annotation of a GenBank genome assembly